AUUUUAUUUUUUGAUUUAAAACUACGCGCAUUUCAUUUCAUUUCUUUUCUUUUGCACAAUUCAAAAUGUCGUCAGUACCUGCUAAUUCACUUGCACAAGUAGCUAGUAUACUUGAUCCCAAUACAACCGUUUCAAUUAAUGAUAAAAUAUCUACGCUUCGAACAUUUGCUUCCACACUAAAUGACAGUUUGACUAUGGAACGAUCAGUCGAGAUUUUAAACAAAAUUCCUUUGGGUUUAUUUUAUAAUGGAUUUUCGGUUGAAAAUGACCAAUUAACGAUUAUUUUAUGUGAAUUGAUCAAUAAAAUUCUACAUCCUUUUUCGUAUGCAAUGAUUGUGUCUUCUGAAAACAAGCCAUUCUUAAUACAAGGUUUAACUCAUUUUACACCUGAAAUUCGAUAUUUGUCUUUAAAUCAAGUGUUUAAAUGUUUGUCAUCAGAUGCUAGUCUGACAAACAUGUUGGAAUCCGAUAUUUUCCCUUUGGUGGUUGCGUCCAUUGCAUUCCAAGAUACUAAAACAGCUAAUAAGGCAUGUGAUUUAUUAUAUAAAAUGGCUUCUACAAAAAUCGGGCAAAAUGCAUUCUUUAAUGGUACUUGCAUUACCAUGUUGAAACAACUUUUAAAGAUCAAUGGUACAGUUAGUUUCCGAGUUUAUGACUUGAUCAUUAAAGUGGCAAUUCUGUCAGAUGAAACAUUUGAACGUUGUGAAUCAUCAGGUCUUUUGACUGAUUUUAUUCAAGAACUUGAAUCAGAUGAUCUUUUAAUUAAAAUUAACGCUAUGGAAUUAUUGAAUGAGAUUGCAGUUACUUCUUCAGGAAUCACAUUCUUAGAAAAAGCCAAUUUAUUAUCGAAUAUUUCUGCUGUUUUAGAUAACGAAGAUGAUUCAGAUAUUGCUGUUCAGCUAGUGAAAUGUGCAGUACUUAAAUUUAUAGGACAUCUUGGUGCAAAUGAGACAAUUGAUUUUGGAGCAUUAUCAGAAAGAUAUCAAUUAUUAGAAAGAAUUGAAAAAUGUCUUGACAGUUCAAAUAUUGAAAUUUUGAUUGUUAGUUUAUCUACUGUUGGGCUUGUUGGAUCACAUGUUAAUGGCCUAAAGCUGAUUUCACAAAAAAAUUCACUGCUAACAAAAUUCUUUGAAAACCAAACUUCUGUGGGUCAGGUAAAAGCUGUAUUUCUUCAAAGUCUUUCAAAAUUACUCUUGGUUAGAAAUCAAAACGAUAAAGAAAUUGAAACAUUGACGUUAUCAUACUAUAACCGACUUGAAGGUCAACCAUCUGCUUUAUUGAGUUUAAUUAAGGAGGCUAAACAGCCAGAAGAUCAUAUUCGUAUUGCAGCAUUUGCUGUUAUGCAGGCUAUUGCAUGUCAUAUUUGGGGUAGUGAGAUGAUGGCGCAAUCCAACGAAUUUAUGAAUUAUAUUUUAAACCGAACAACUGAAUAUACCGAGCAAGGACAGUCUUGGAAAUAUGCUAUUAUUCAAACAUUAGCUAGUGCACCAAAUGCUGUUCAAUUAUUUAGUCAUCAUAGUUAUUAUACUCAGCUUCAAGUGUACAUUCGACAGGGUGCUCAUUAUCGUAUAAUUGAGCCAGUAGCAGCUGUUGAAAAUAGUUAAAAACAGAAAAAAGAAAAUAAAAAAAACAGGAGAACAUAUCAUAAGCUCUUCCCCUUUAUUACAUUUAAUGCCUUUGAAUCAUUAUCCUUCUCUCUCUCUCUCUCUCUUUUUUUUUGUUUUUCUUCUAUUUUUUCUUCUAAUUUUAAAUGCUAUAUGGAUAAUGAAAGAUUUGUUGAAUUUCCCUUCUUUAUCUUCAUUUACUAUUACAUCAGCUAAUAAGCAACCUUCCUUUUU
This is a messenger RNA of Cokeromyces recurvatus, 1838 nucleotides long. RefSeq names its product 26S proteasome non-ATPase regulatory subunit 5. Lineage: Eukaryota; Fungi; Mucoromycota; Mucoromycetes; Mucorales; Mucoraceae. Gene Ontology annotation, cellular component: cytosol. The record is from RefSeq and is a predicted model, not a curated record. The transcript is spliced from 11 exons. The coding region runs from base 66 to 1604 and encodes 512 amino acids. Gene Ontology annotation, biological process: proteasome assembly.